AUGGGAGUACUUGCUGCCAUACAAGACGGAAAUAAGAAAGGACACAAUCUCAGACUAACCAUAACAGAUUUGGAUGGUCACAUUUACUAUGCACAUGGCAAUGAACAAACAGCCGCAAAACUUCUUGACGCUUUCAAGACUACAAAGAGAGAACAAAUGGUUGACUCCGACUCAGACAUUUUGAAUGCAAUUGAAGGAAUUGCAAGUGUCAAGUUCGAACGAUACCAACCUAACCGUCAAGCAGUCAGACAACAUGUUUGUUAG
This is a messenger RNA of Trichomonas vaginalis G3, 264 nucleotides long. RefSeq lists its product as uncharacterized. The transcript has a single exon. Lineage: Eukaryota; Parabasalia; Trichomonadida; Trichomonadidae. The record is from RefSeq and is a predicted model, not a curated record. Bases 1 to 264 code for a protein of 87 amino acids.